Cyprinus carpio (common carp) is the source of this 1266-nucleotide messenger RNA. RefSeq names its product complexin-3-like. NCBI's taxonomy places the organism in Eukaryota, Metazoa, Chordata, Actinopteri, Cypriniformes, Cyprinidae. Gene Ontology annotation, molecular function: syntaxin binding. The record is from RefSeq and is a predicted model, not a curated record. Gene Ontology annotation, cellular component: terminal bouton; SNARE complex. Gene Ontology annotation, biological process: synaptic vesicle exocytosis; neurotransmitter transport; regulation of neurotransmitter secretion.
UCUGAAUCCUUUCUGCUCGCUUACUGUCAUCCCUUACUGACUUGGAGGCGCGCAAACCGUCGCGCGAUGCGUUUUGACAAGUCACGCGCGCCCGCGAAAAAAAAAAAGGCGCGCUUAAUCCGGCGGUUCGUGGGAUUGGGCGGGAAGAGAGUCGGUUGAGGAAACACGGGAUUGGGCGGAUGUUAGAGUCAAACCGCUGCUGUCUGUGACUCAGAAGAAGAGACGAAUCCACUUCACUUUACCUCAGCUGAGUUUCUGUGAGGCGAUCGCGGAGAAGGAGACCUUAUUAUUGACCUAACUGGAAUUAACAGUUCUGGGCAAGUAAGGAAGAAUAUUAAGGAACGUUAUACUAUUAAACGAUGGCUUUCAUGGUGAAACACGUUGUCGGCGGUCAGCUGAAGAAUCUGACAGGAGGUCUGACAGAAGAUAAAUCUGACGGAGACAAAUCCGACGCGGCCGCGAAAGGAAUGACACAAGAAGAGUUUGAGCAGUACCAACAACAGCUAGAGGAGGAAAAGCAAGAGCGAGACGCCAGUUUUGCCCAGAAGAAGGCGGAGAGGGCGACAGUCAGGUCUCACUUUAGAGACAAAUACAGGUUGCCAAAGAAUGAGCUGGAUGAGACUCAGAUCCAGGCGGCGGCAGACGACGUCGAGCUCCCCACCGAACUGGCCAAGAUGAUCGCCGAAGACAACCAGGAGGAGGAACAGAAGCAGUCUGUUCUGGGUCACCUGACCAACAUCCAGAACGUGGACAUGGGCCACCUGAAGGACAAAGCUCAGGCCACACUGGAGGACCUGAAGAGCUCGGCGGAGAAGUGCUGCGUCAUGUGAUCUCACUGCAUCCUCACUCCUGGAAGUGUUUCUUCUCUCCUUAUCCCUGUAUCUCCUCCACACAAACACACACACUCUCACACACACACACACACACACACACACACACACACACACACACAGACACACACACACACACACACAUACCGUGUCUGACGACUAACAUCCAUAUUCAUAUAUCCAGUGUGACAUGUAGGGCAGUGUUUGUUUCAUGAUGCUGAUAUCGUUCUAGGAGUUUAAAUGUCAUGUGUGUUUCAUCAACUAUACGAGAAUCUCACAAAAACACGAUCGGGUCACAUUUCACAAAAUUAUAUUUUGCAUAAAUUAUUAAUCUUGAAGGGAUAGUUCACCCAAAAAUUACAAUUAUCUUAUUUAUUCUCCCUCAUGUUUUCCAAACAAAUUUUAAGGAAUGUUGGUAAGCAAACAGUUGCCGGUA